Messenger RNA from Sciurus carolinensis (gray squirrel), 573 nucleotides. It is a transcript of the gene Bloc1s1, whose product is annotated as biogenesis of lysosomal organelles complex 1 subunit 1. The transcript has 4 exons. Bases 115 to 492 code for a protein of 125 amino acids. NCBI's taxonomy places the organism in Eukaryota, Metazoa, Chordata, Mammalia, Rodentia, Sciuridae. The record is from RefSeq and is a predicted model, not a curated record. Gene Ontology annotation, cellular component: BLOC-1 complex. Gene Ontology annotation, biological process: endosomal transport.
GACCUCACGUGACAUUGUGGUCACGUGACCCCGGCCCCGCGGGAACCGAGGUGCAGUCCAGCUCCGGCAGCAGGAGGGGGGCCGGCGUGCCCAACCCCCAGCCCCGUCGCGACCAUGCUGUCCCGCCUGCUCAAAGAGCACCAGGCCAAGCAGAAUGAGCGCAAGGAGCUGCAGGAGAAGAGGAGGCGCGAGGCUAUCACUGCAGCGACCUGCCUGACAGAAGCUUUGGUGGAUCACCUCAAUGUGGGUGUGGCCCAGGCCUACAUGAACCAGAGAAAGCUGGACCAUGAGGUGAAGACCCUUCAGGUCCAGGCUGCCCAGUUUGCCAAGCAGACAGGCCAGUGGAUCGGGAUGGUGGAGAACUUCAACCAAGCACUCAAGGAAAUCGGGGAUGUAGAGAACUGGGCUCGGAGCAUCGAACUGGAUAUGCGCACAAUUGCCACUGCACUGGAAUAUGUCUACAAAGGGCAGCUGCAGUCUGCCCCCUCCUAGCCCUUCUUCCCUCCUCUACCUUACCCCUCAUGCCUCACCCACAGAGGUAACUGAUGAAUAAAACUCAAGUGUCCAUUUCUA